AUGGCCGUGCUCAGAGUGUCUUCAUACCGCAAGCUGUUCAAGGACAAUAGCUGGAGUCGAAAUGGAGGGUUGAGUAUGCGGUGUGCAGGGCAGUACCGGGCCUCUGCCAGGGGUGCGGCCGUUGACAAGUGUGACUGUGACUGUGACACGUUAGACUUUGUAGCUGCAAAGGCACUCAACAAGGAGGGUCGGAAUCGGUUUGUCCAGGACCGCAACAUCAUAGCUGCACUUAAUGACCGACUGGUCGGGCUUAUUGAACUGGCCCGUUGUUUUGAGGAGGAGAAUGAGUCUCUUGACUGUCAGAUUGUUGAACUUGAGAACGAGCUGAACAGUCGACAGGCCUCCUCCAGCAUCACCUCCGCUGUGGCCGAGCCCGACUACAGUCUGGAUGCAGUGGUGGAAAGACUGCGCAGGGAGAGGGAUGAGAUUCUGUGCGACACCGAAGACCUGUGGAAGGAGCUUGAACGUCUGAUGAAAGAAUACGAGAAGGCAGCACAGCAGAGGAUCCCCCUCCAGCAUGGACGACGAGAUGUUGCUGAGGAUGUCGAUGCUGUGACAGCAGAGUGUUUGGCGCUGAGGGAGCAAGUGACUAUCUACGAGGAGCAGCUGGCCAACAUGGAGGACCAGCACACGAAGGCCGUGGAGCGUCUGCUGGAUCCAGCUGAAGGGACGACGGGAGCGAUGGCAGCGACUGCAUUUAGCAGCCCUGACAUCACAGCGGCCCUGAACGUGAAGGAGUACUACUGCCAGCUGGCUGAGAGCCUCCAGUGCGAUUGUGGUGCAGCCUCAUCUGCUGUGAGUCGCCGUGGUGAUGGAAAACAACUGGAAGAGGAAGGAGCUGGAGGGUCAACAGUCAGAGAUGUGUCAAAGAUAAAGGACAUCAGUGAGAUGAAGAUGCUGAUUUCAGAGCUACAAAAGGAGCUGGCUGAGCUUGAGCUGUAUAACGAGAAGCUAGAGGACGAGGUUGAGAUGAAGACGCAUGCACACAUGGACGAGGUUGCUGAGUUGGAGUGUACUACAGAUGAAAUGCGGCACCAAGAGGCCGACUUCAAAGUGCAGAUGAAGGAGCAGUGUGAAGACUACAAGGAGCUGCUCAGUGAGAAGAUGGCCAGAGACAUUGAAAUUGCUGCCUACAGGAGUCUGGUUGAGGAAGAGGAGGAGAGGCUGUGCGACCUGUGACGUGACGUGACAUCGGACAGUCAGCCUGGCAGGCGGGACACUCCCCCUCACAUUGAUUAGAAAACAGACCAAAGAGAAAUGAGGAAAAACACACUGGCACCAGCACUAGGAUGAAGCUUAAGGUUCCAAUGCAGCAAUUUAAGCAGAACUUAUCAUGACAGAUUAAUGCCGUCUGGAUGUCUAAAGCUGGCCAUUGAUAACAGGUCUCUGGCAGAUGACCCCGAGACUCCAAGAAAGAUGGAGCUGUCUCAAAGAGGUGGGAGGAUGGGGGCUGUGCGAUGAGUGUGUAUCCAUUCAGUGUCUGGCAGGGGUAUUUCCUUAAGUGGGUUUAUCUUUACCAGCUAACUGAUGCAUUUCGUAAAUGGUUUGUCCCUUCUUUGUUGGACGAGUCCCACACACAGAAACGCAGAUACAGACACACGCAAGUUAAACUGUGCGGCUCUGAAGUCAUUCCACCCCUGAUACCACCUCAUCCAUCACUCAAACUUUGUCUGAUUACCUGCUCUUAACCCUUGACCCCAUCACUGUUAUAUAUAUUGACAGCUCUCCUUUUGGUUACUAAAAGCAUCUCACCUUCCCUUUUGCUUUUACAGUCAUGCAUUCAUGUUCUGUUUUUAUAUAUGACUGACCGUCAGAUUUGCAGUGCACUGUUUGCUUUUCAAAUGGUUCAUGAAGUUGUUGUUUUUUCUGCGGCUCUUACAAAAUGAACACCUGGAUGUUUCUACAAGAAACGACUGUGUGAUUCAUUAUUGCUCCUAUGAAAAGCAAUCUCCCAAUUUACUGUUACUGAAAUAAGCAUUU
Cyclopterus lumpus (lumpfish) is the source of this 1980-nucleotide messenger RNA. RefSeq names its product vimentin-related 2 (gene vimr2). The record is from RefSeq and is a predicted model, not a curated record. The transcript has 10 exons. Bases 1 to 1179 code for a protein of 392 amino acids. NCBI's taxonomy places the organism in Eukaryota, Metazoa, Chordata, Actinopteri, Perciformes, Cyclopteridae. Gene Ontology annotation, cellular component: cell-cell junction; sarcolemma; Z disc. Gene Ontology annotation, biological process: skeletal muscle organ development.